AUGAUGCUGGGAGUCGUGACCCGUGAUAUGGAGUUGUCCACCAUCAACGUGGAAUCGCUGGACAGUCAAUUUGACAUGGACGUGAGUGUAACCAAAGUAGAUAAACCUGAACUGCUACAUGUCGAUAAUCCCAACUACGAUCAGCUGAUUACCAACUACCCCCACCUUCAUGGCGUCACCAUGAACGAUAACGAUCAAAAGCCCAAACUACCAAUCCACCUGAUUAUCGGAGCAAGCGACUAUAUCUCCAUCAAAACUGACCAACCAGCCCGCGUAGGAAAGACGGGGGAGCCCAUAGCAGAACUAACGAAACUCGGGUGGACAAUAAUCGCGAAGGGUAACGAGAUUGACUAUGCCGCCUUGCUGAUCACACAAACAAACCAAAGUGACUAUGAACAACUUUGCCGUUUGGAUGUUCUCGGAUUGGAAGAUCGACCGGAACACGACCAAAGGAGCGUCUACGCAGAAUUCCGUGAACAACUCGUGCGCAGUGAAGAAGGCUGGUAUGAGACUGGACUACCAUGGAAAGCCAACUACCCUACCCUUCCAAACAACAAAACUGGGAGUUUGCGACGCCUUUCCAACCUGACACAAAAACUAAAUCGAACUGAACUCCUUGAAGCUUAUGAUGCGAUAAUCAGUGACCAAAAGACAGAAGGAAUUGUCGAGAACGCAUGUGAACCUGCUAUCGGAAAUGAGUUCUACAUACCCCACAAACCAGUGAUACGGGAAUCAGCGGAGUCAACCAAGUUGAGAGUUGUCUACGAUGCAUCAGCGAGAGCCUACGCAGACGCACCAAGCCUGAACGACUGUCUCAACGCUGGUCCACCUCUUCAAAACCGUCUGUGGGACGUGCUAGUCCGAAUGCGCUUUCAUCCUGUAGCGGUGACGGGAGACCUAAAGAAAGCCUUCCUGCAAGUAAGAAUCAAGGAAGCAGACAGAGACGCAUUACGGUUCCACUGGAAACCACGCGAGCAGAGUGAACUGCAAACAUUAAGAUUUACGCGAGCGUUGUUUGGCCUUACCUGCUCUCCAUUCCUGCUCGGCGGAGUCGUCGAACAACACCUUAACGCCUGGGAGGAGCGAAUGCCAGAAGAGGUGAGCGAGUUGCGGAAGAGUAUGUACGUAGACGACUUCAUCAGCGGGAGAACAACAGUCGAAGAAGCCAAGCAACUGAAAAGAAACGCGAUAGAGAUUUUCAAUGAUGCGACAUUUACGUUACAUAAGUGGCAUUCAAAUGAGCCGGAGCUGGAAGAUUCGCCAGACAAAUCAACGGACGAAGUGACUUACGCCAAGCAACAACUAGGAACAACCAAAGGAGGAGAAUGUAGUCUACUGGGGCUUCCCUGGCACAAGUCUUCUGAUACCAUCAGCGUGGUCAUUCCUUGCGAGCCAACGAAGCUAACGAAGCGAGGAACUUUACAAAAACUUGCAAGAAUAUACGAUCCAUUAGGACUGGUAUCACCUCAUACCCUACAAGGAAAGCUUAUCUACCGAGAAGUAUGCAAGAAGAAGGUCGGAUGGGACGUGGAGAUCGAUAGCGAAGCCAAGAAAAAUCUGGAACGCUGGGAACGAAGUCUGCCGAACCAAGUCACAACCGAGAGAUCACUGGUAAAAUUCCGCGAAAAUAUUGAGUCAAUAGAACUGCAUGCGUUCGGAGACGCAAGUGGUGAUGGUGUAUCGAGCGCAGUGUACGCAGUUGUCCAUCAGCCAUCGGGCGUUAGCCAAGGACUUGUGGCAGCAAAGUCGAGACUAGCGAAACAAGGCUUAACGAUUCCGCGCCUGGAGCUGGUGUCUGCGCACAUGGCUGCCAACCUUAUCAGCAACGUAAGAAACGCCUUGGAUGGAUUUCCGAUCACUGUUGUCCAGUGCACGUGUUGGCUUGACAGCACAGUUGCGCUACACUGGAUCAACGGCAGGGGAGAAUACAAACAAUUUGUUGCCAACCGAAUCCAGAAAAUUAAGUCGAACAGCGGUAUCCAAUGGCGUCAUGUACCAACCGACCAAAACCCAGCUGACCUGGGAAGUAGAGGUGGUUCUGUAGUCAACAAACAAUUGUGGUGGAACGGUCCAACAUGGCUCAGCACUCCAGAAAGUUGGCCCGCAGACAUAACCACUACCCCGUCCAAGGAAAGCAACGCCGAAGCGAAGAUGGUUAAACAGGUACUGGCAGUAUCGUUGGAGAGCAUCAACGAGCUAGACGAGAUGCUUACGAAAUACAACUUGUGGAAAAUGUUGAGAAUCUGUGCAUGGGUAGCAAGAUUUGCUUUCAACUGCCGUCGACCCCGACAAAAGCUAAAAGGACCAUUAACGACAAACGAGAUCGAGAAGCAGAAAUUAUUCUGGAUCAAACGUGCCCAAACCAGCGCAACGUACGAAGAGGAACGAUCGGCAUUGAAUCUGAAGCCAAACGAACUCGGAGUUUUGGUAUGCCGAGGAAGAAUCCAAGGAAAUUAUCCCAUAUUCCUACCAGACACACAUCCCUUCACAGCAAAGUUGGUGGAUCAAGCUCAUAUACGCACUCUGCAUGAAGGAGUAGGAAUGACGAUGGCUUACAUUCGUGAGAAGUACUGGAUCCCGAGGCUUCGCAGACUCGCUCGGAAAGCGAUCAAGAAAUGCUACGGUUGCCGCAGAUUCCACGCAAAAUCCCUAGAGCAACCUGUACCUGGUCUGCUCCCACGUGAUCGAACGGAAGGCAGUCGCCCAUUCCAAACCAUAGGAGUAGACUUCGCAGGACCACUAAGGUACAAGAAAGGAAACAAGACCAAAGGGAAAGCGUACUUCGUGCUGUACGCUUGCAAUUUGACAAGGGCGAUCUACGUCGAGUUAUUGGCCAGCCUAUCGACCGAAGAGUUAAUAAGAAGUCUGAAAGGAUUCAUCGCCAGGAAAGGGAGACCAGAAAAAAUCUAUUCAGACAACGGCAAAACCUUUGUCGCGGCAGCAAAGUGGUUGAACGUGGUGCAAAGGGACGAAAAGCUCCAAAACUUUUUGGCUAUCAAAGAAAUACGUUGGCAGUUCAACCUUAGUCGAGCGCCGUGGUGGGGUGGCCAGUUUGAGCGCUUGAUCGGGCUUGUCAAACGAGCAUUACAAAAAACAAUUGGCGGUGGAUGUUUGCGAUGGAACGAAAUGCAGGAAGUACUUCUAGAUGUAGAAGUCGCUCUAAACAGUCGACCACUGAGCUACGUCGAGGAAGACCAUCAAAUGCCAACUCUGACACCAAACGCUAUGAUGUUCGUCGGCUCUAAUACCUUGCCAGAAUUAGAGGCCCAUCAUCUCGAAAAACCUGAUCUACGGAAAAGAGCAAGAUUCUUAUCGAGAUGCAAAGAUGCUGUUUGGCGACGAUGGACAUCAGAAUACCUACGGGCGUUACGGGAAAGACAUAACCAGGCUCAAGGGACUAAAACGUUGAACCUGAAGAUCGGGGACGUGGUGAUCAUCAAAUCGGACGAGAAGAAUCGAGCGAAGUGGAAAUUAGGAAUUGUUGACGAGCUUUUCAAGGGACGCGACGAUGUGGUGAGGGCAGUAAAACUUCGAGCUGGGAACAAUUUCCUAGAAAGACCACUUACACAUCUGUACCCCUUGGAACUAUCGUGCGACCGAAAAGCGAAGGUAACUAAACAAUCACUGCAUGAACGCAGAUGCUACAAUAUUCAGACCCAAGAGAGACGCUGCAGUGGCAGCAAGGCAACGCAUUCAAGAUGUCAUAAACUCUCAGAGUUAGGCAUGGUGGACAUCCGUUAG
This is a messenger RNA of Dendronephthya gigantea, 3741 nucleotides long. RefSeq lists its product as uncharacterized. Bases 1 to 3741 code for a protein of 1246 amino acids. Gene Ontology annotation, biological process: DNA integration. The record is from RefSeq and is a predicted model, not a curated record. Lineage: Eukaryota; Metazoa; Cnidaria; Anthozoa; Malacalcyonacea; Nephtheidae. Gene Ontology annotation, molecular function: nucleic acid binding. The transcript has a single exon.